AUGUUCACCAUAAGGACAGCUGGCCGACAGGCCUUCAACGCUUCUAGAUGGAUGCGUGCUCGCUAUGUUUCCACCCUUGAAAGCAAUCCUGAUAUUUAUGUGUUUCCCAGUGAGGAACCAAAAGGAUCGCACAUUCUUUCCCUUCUGUCCUCAGAACCGGUGAACCCAAAAUUGGCCAUCGGAGUUACAACCAAGAUGCCGCCAACAACAGACUCGUUCACAGAGAACCCAAAGUUCCUCGACAUUCUCCAAGAGGUUUUCGCUAAACAUGCGCACGAAGAUCCCGAUGCACAAUCUCAAGCGCAGGUGAUGGUGUCCACAUCGGGGGCGAAUAUUAUGUCCGGUGGUGUGCUGUUGACUGGCCAGAGGGGCAGGAGAAGGCGUGCAGAGAUGGGUGAUUCCAGUGGCGGAGCAAGUGGUCAAGGCGGAGCUGGCUCUGGUGGACGGGGUGGCUGGAUACACGUCUCGGAUACCAGACGUCCUCCGGAGUAUGGCAGGAUUGCUUGGCCCGAGGAUAUGUUUGGCAGUCUCGAAGUUGAUGGCAACGGCCAGUUUGUGGACGGAAAUGGAAACUAUCAACCGAGUGGCACAUAUCGCACUGUGACCCGAGACGGAAUUUUGGGACUGAGCCCUUUCCUCCGAGAAAAGCUAGUGCAGAGAUUGCGAGAAAUGGAGAAGCAGUGA
This is a messenger RNA of Penicillium argentinense, 684 nucleotides long. RefSeq lists its product as uncharacterized. Lineage: Eukaryota; Fungi; Ascomycota; Eurotiomycetes; Eurotiales; Aspergillaceae. The transcript is spliced from 5 exons. The record is from RefSeq and is a predicted model, not a curated record. The coding region runs from base 1 to 684 and encodes 227 amino acids.